This is a messenger RNA of Neoarius graeffei (lesser salmon catfish), 1430 nucleotides long. It is a transcript of the gene rdh12l, whose product is annotated as retinol dehydrogenase 12, like. NCBI's taxonomy places the organism in Eukaryota, Metazoa, Chordata, Actinopteri, Siluriformes, Ariidae. The transcript is spliced from 7 exons. The record is from RefSeq and is a predicted model, not a curated record. Bases 130 to 1023 code for a protein of 297 amino acids.
UCAGAGUGACGGACUCGUUUAGUUUCCUGUUUACGUCUUAAAUUCCUCCCCAUUCACCAACCGCAGUGUUUGUAGUGCUGUUUAGUUCGUUAUUUCUGUCUAUCUGUGUGUGUUCCUGUCACCGUGACCAUGCAAGCCAUGAGGAACUUUUUUAGACCAUGGUCAUCUAAUGUCAAGUUGGAUGGCAAAACUGUAGUGAUUACUGGUGCUAAUACUGGGAUUGGCAAAGAGACUGCCAUUGAUUUGGCCAAAAGAGGUAUGCGGGUCAUCAUGGCCUGUAGAGAUAUGCAGAAAGGUGAUGCGGCUCUGAAAGAGGUCAUAGAAGUUUCUGGGAAUCAGAAUGUUAUCUGCAAAAAACUUGACCUGUCCGACUCCAGCUCCAUCAGAGAAUUUGCCCAGAAUAUCAAUAGUGAGGAGAAACAACUCCAUAUCCUGAUUAACAAUGCUGGGGUGAUGGUAUGUCCAUAUGGUAAAACAGUAGAUGGUUUUGAGAUGCAAAUCGGAGUCAACCACAUGGGUCAUUUCCUCCUGACCUUUCUAUUAAUCGACCUGCUUAAAAGAUCAGCUCCAGCUCGGAUAGUCACUGUGUCGUCUAUGGCACACAAGUGGGGGACCAUAAAUCUGGAUGACAUUAACAGUGAGAAGAGCUAUGAUAAAUCAAAAGCUUAUAGCCAGAGCAAACUGGCUAAUGUGCUCUUCACUCGCUGCUUAGCCAAGAAACUACAGGGUACGGGUGUGACGACCUAUGCUCUUCACCCUGGUGUAGUGCAGACAGAACUGUGGAGGCACCUGAAUGGACCUCAACAGGCAGUCAUGUGGUUGAUCAAGCCCUUUACUAAGACUUCAAUACAGGGAGCUCAAACCACUAUCUACUGUGCAGUAGCUCCUGAACUGGAGACGGAGAGCGGCAGCUAUUACAGUGACUGCGCACCUGCAAGUUGCUCUAAUGCAGCUAUGGAUGAUGACAUGGCACAGCGACUCUGGGACCUUAGCUGUCAGAUGCUCAAAAUAACAUGGGACUAAAUCUGCUAACUGACGUUUUUGUAAUGCAGAAGGCUCAGUAGAGUUUCCCAAUAGAGAAUUAAAGUGCCUGAGACGUGGCUUGAUUGCAAUGAUUUGUGCAUGUUGGUGUUUUUCUUUUGAAAGAGGAAGUCUGGGAGGGAGUGUGUUAAUGGGUUUGACUUGUACACUACAACUUCUAAUGAAUCUUAACAAGUAUUAAUUACCACUAAAACACACUCCCCUCCCCCCUCCAUUUUUUUUUUCCUGAAUAUCUAUAAGAUCUUUAACUUAAUGACAUGCUCUUUAUACUUCUGAUUGAAAUGUAUAGACCUGACCAUGCAGGAUCUAUAUCAUAUUAACAAUAACAUCAUAUUAACAAUAACACAAGUGAAAAGUGGAAUCUUGCAAAUAAAUCUUUACAUUUCUUA